GGCACUCGCAAUUCCUUUAGCGGUUGCCGCCUCAGUCACAUUUGCAACUGCCAGCCGUGUUGUUAUCUGCUCUCGGUUUCUACUUAUUUCUUGUCUGGCCGCUAGUUGCGUGUUCGAAACAUUUCGCGCUAGUGAUUAUUGCUUUUGGCAAUUUUGAUAGUUGUUUUAUUUUUUCUAGUUUAACAUAUUUUUGUUGUUAUUAGUUCAGCCCCAGCAAAUCGGAGGGCAAACAUUCGUUGCCAAGUGAUAGUUGAGUUGCGUCAGAAAACUAAAAAAGAAAUUAAAAACAAACAAACAAAAUGAGUUUACAGUCUAUUAAAUAUGCUCCGGGAAAAUUGGAUAUUUUGGAUCAGCUGUUGCUGCCAGUACAGUCGAAAUACGUAGCCGUGAAAGGUGUCGAGGAUGGUUGGAAAGCCAUUAAUAAAAUGCAGGUCCGUGGCGCACCAGCCAUCGCCAUUGUGGGUUGUCUCUCCCUGGCUGUGGAAAUAUUACCCGAACAAUUUGAUUCCAAAAAAUCACUACGACAAGAGAUCGAGGGCAAACUGAAUUACCUGGUAUCGGCGCGUCCCACGGCCGUGAACAUGAAAAUUGCCGCUGACGAGCUAAUCGCCCUAGCAAAUGAGCUGACGAAAGACGAAGCGAUUGAUGUACAAGAAAUGAAACAGAGAUUUUUGGCUGCCACCGAAGCGAUGCUGCAGAAAGACAUUGCCGACAAUAAGGCGAUUGGCACAAAUGGUGCCGCUGCCAUUUUGGAUAUUAGCGGUAAAGACUCAUCUGUACGUGUGCUGACACAUUGCAAUACUGGCUCCUUGGCUACUGCGGGCUAUGGCACAGCAUUGGGUGUGGUGCGGAAGUUGCAUGAACUGAAAAAAUUAGAGCACGUCUACUGCACGGAGACACGUCCAUAUAAUCAAGGCGCGCGCCUAACCGCCUACGAGCUGGUGCACGAUAAACUUCCGGCCACGCUGGUCUUGGACAGCAUGGUGGCGGCGUUGAUGCGUGCCAAAAAUAUUGCUGCCGUCGUCGUUGGCGCUGAUCGGGUGGCUGCCAACGGGGAUACGGCCAACAAAAUUGGUACUUAUCAAAUUGCCGUUGUGGCCAAGCAUCACGGUGUGCCUUUCUUUGUCGCCGCGCCGCUGACAUCGAUUGAUUUGCAAAUUCCCAGCGGCGAUCACAUUAUCAUCGAGGAGCGGCCCGAUCGCGAGAUGACACAUGUGGGCGAGCACAGAAUAGCAGCACCAGGCAUCAACUGUUGGAAUCCAGCCUUCGAUGUCACGCCAGCUUCGCUCAUUUCGGGUAUUAUAACGGAGCGUGGUGUCUUCAGUCCACAGCAUCUGAAGCAUGAGAUUAGCGCCGUGUUGGGCGUGUGAAUUUUUUCGUAAUAAAAGUAUAUUUAUAUAAUAAAACUUAAUUACAUGAAAUAUGGCCUUUGUUGAGAGAAGGUGCCUGCUUGUUACGCUUCCAUUAUGUGCGUACAGAAAGCUUUUUUUUUAUUAUUUGACUUGAUUUCAUAACAAAUACAAAUAUUUUGUAAAUGCUAUGCAAAUGUCAGUGAAUUUCUUAGCUUUAAGUUGUGAUAUGUAAACACAGAAUCCGCCUAAUUGUUGCUCCACAUCAAUAAAACGAAACAAAAAAUACGUACAA
Molecule: messenger RNA, 1644 nt
Organism: Bactrocera tryoni
Lineage: Eukaryota; Metazoa; Arthropoda; Insecta; Diptera; Tephritidae
Product: methylthioribose-1-phosphate isomerase
Exons: 7
Coding region: 300-1370 (356 amino acids)
Molecular function (GO): S-methyl-5-thioribose-1-phosphate isomerase activity
Source: RefSeq, a predicted model, not a curated record